UUCGUCACAUUCCUACUCGCUACCCCGAGCUACUGCUGAUACUCCAACUGUUGGUUUCGCCAGUUGGUGACGGAGGAGGGGUGCAUGGGCAAAGCUUCGGCUGAAAGGAAGAAGGAGAAACGUCGAGCGGCGAAGCAGGGGCCAUCGGCGCUCAGCAGACUACUCAGCGGGCUCACUGAGGCCUUCAAAAGUAUACAAACGGAACAUCACGGGAUGGAGGAGCUCUCUGCAAUGCCUGCUGUCUGCCUUGCUGACAGAUCCGUGUGUGCGAUACCCCUGCUAUCUGGUUCUACUCGCUCUGUGGCUAGUUGGCGUCCGCUCCAUCGGCGCACCGUAAGCCACGUGGCGCGUGUGAGAGGGAAUUGCGUGGUGUGUGUGUGUGUGUGCAGGUUUCUGAUCCUGUCCAUCAUAGCGGGUAUGUUUAUCAACUUGGGCAGUCGGCAGGGGUAUCUAUCAGCCUACUCCAUCUUCAACCCAAACCAACGGAGCCUUCUCGGCGAUCUGAGGGCAGAGCAACUCGAGGCCGAGCUGCGCAAAGGUCAAAAGGAGCAACACACUUACAAGCAAUGGACGGACGUCUACUGAUCAUUGCAUCUCUGCAGGUCAGGGAGCGUCUAUCGAGGCGGCCGACGACAGCAACCUGAUUGACUUGCCGCAGCAGCAUGUGGCAUGUGGGGAGCUUCCAGCCCGCAUGAGCAAGGCCGCAAACAAGCCGUGUCCUUGCGGCUCUGGCAAGAAAUAUAAGCGGUGCUGCGCGGUGAAUGGGAGAAACGAAGGCGAUGAAUGGGACUGACCAUUCAUUGGCCUGCCGAUUGGCCCUACGGCCCCUGACGGUGUGUGUAGAGGGACGGGGCUGUGGGGUGGGAUGAUGUGAGACGACCUGGGCUGUUUGACUACGUGGGGGAAUGUAC
Molecule: messenger RNA, 911 nt
Organism: Vitrella brassicaformis
Lineage: Eukaryota; Vitrellaceae
Source: the annotation of a GenBank genome assembly